CCGGGUUGCCCAGCCACCUCAGGACGCCCCGGAUCCCGGAGCCUGCGGCCUUCGCAGGGACCGGCGGGUGGGUUGGAAGAACCUCUGCCUGGAAGUGACCGCCCGUCUUCAGGCGCUCGUGAUCGUGAGCUCCCAGUUCCCGAGGGCUCAGGGAGGCGUCAGCUUGUCCUCACCUGAUGAGUUACCCCAGGACUGUGGUGCAGGUGGGCAACCAUGAGCCCGCAGGUGCAGCAGGCCGGGCCACCCCGCGGCCCAACAGCUCGACCAGGCGGCGCUUCACAAUUGAUGACUUUGACGUCGGGCCUCCUCUAGGCAAGGGGAAAUUUGGGAAUGUGUACCUGGCUCGCCUCAAGGAAAACCAUUUUAUUGUGGCCCUGAAGGUUCUUUUCAAGUCCCAGAUAGAGAAUGAAGGACUGGAGCACCAGAUACGCAGGGAAAUUGAAAUCCAGUGGCAUCUACAACACCCUAAUAUCCUAAGGCUGUACAAUUACUUCCAUGAUGCUGACCGAGUAUACCUCAUCCUGGAAUAUGCUCCAAGGGGUGAGCUCUACAAGGAGCUGCGAAAAAAGCAGAAAUUUGAUGAGCAGCAAACAGCCACGAUAAUAGAGGAGUUGGCUGAUGCCUUGAUUUAUUGCCGUGACAAGAAAGUGAUUCACAGGGAUAUUAAGCCAGAAAGCCUGCUGCUGGGUUUCAGGGGUGAGGUGAAGAUUGCAGAUUUUGGCUGGUCUGUGCACACUCCCUCUCUGAGGUCAAAGACAAGGUGUGGACCACUGGACUACUUGCCUCCAGAAAUGAUCGAGGGGAGAAGAUAUGCUGCGAAGAUGGAUCUGUGGUGCAUUGGCGUGCUCUGCUAUGAGCUGCUGGUGGGAAAUCCACCCUUUGAGAGCGCCUCCCACAAUGAGACCUACAGACGCAUCCUCAAGGUAGAUGUGAGGUUCCCCCUGUCAAUGCCUUUGGGAGCCCAGGACUUGAUCUCCAGGCUUCUCAGAUACAACCCCCAGGAUCGGCUGCCUCUGGCCCAGAUCCCGAAGCACCCCUGGGUCCAGGCCCAUUCUCGGAGUGUGCUGCCUCCCUGUGCUUAGGUGGCUUCCUGAGCCCUGUCUGCUUCUGUUCCUUGUUGUUUGUUUAGGGAGCUCUCUUGGCUUUGCUACUUCAUCUGUUUUGUUUCUUCUCUUUUAAGAUGCACAAUGAUAAUUAAUAAAAGUUGAAUAAUUUUGCAUUCCUAA
Microcebus murinus (gray mouse lemur) is the source of this 1226-nucleotide messenger RNA. Its product is annotated as aurora kinase C-like. The record is from RefSeq and is a predicted model, not a curated record. Gene Ontology annotation, biological process: protein phosphorylation. Lineage: Eukaryota; Metazoa; Chordata; Mammalia; Primates; Cheirogaleidae. Gene Ontology annotation, molecular function: protein kinase activity; ATP binding.